Chlamydomonas reinhardtii is the source of this 4378-nucleotide messenger RNA. RefSeq lists its product as uncharacterized. Bases 101 to 4255 code for a protein of 1384 amino acids. Gene Ontology annotation, molecular function: glycosyltransferase activity. NCBI's taxonomy places the organism in Eukaryota, Viridiplantae, Chlorophyta, Chlorophyceae, Chlamydomonadales, Chlamydomonadaceae. The transcript is spliced from 31 exons. The record is from RefSeq and is a predicted model, not a curated record.
CAGUAAUAAAUACCAAAUCUCUUCGCAUGUAGGCAACAGCAGAUGUGCCGGCUGCACGCUAGAAGAAGUAGAACUGGAAGUAGAACUCGGCAGACAGAAAAUGACCGCCGUUGUCUUGAUUACAAUAUUAUGCCUGCUAUCUGGGUCUAUAAAUGCACACUACAACGACGACGGCGGGCACUUGCAAGGUCGCCUGCUUCGCGUUGACGACGACCCAGUCGCUGCACCCACAAACUUUAAGAGUCGAUGCGUGGGAAAAUGCACACAGUAUGGCACAUGCAACGAGGAUAUCGCGAGAUGUGACUGUCCCAAGAAUCGGACCGGGGACGACUGCGUGGACAUAGCGGACACGGACACCCUCACCAGCCGCUGCCGGCGCAACUACUACCCCUCGGUGAAGGAGUGCACCACGUCGGAGCUCAGCUGCCUGAACAACUGCAACAAGCGGGGGACGUGCGUCUCUGGCUGGUGCCACUGCAAGCCAGGCUUCUUCGGAGCUGAUUGCUCGCUGUCACUGGACGCGGAGGGCAAGCCGGAGCUGCUGGCGGGCACGGGAUACGCCACACGCGCCAAGCGGCCCUGGGUGUAUGUGUACGAGUUGCCCCCCGACCUGACUACGUGGACCAACACAAAGCGCUUGGACCGGUCGACCCACAUCCACUUUUACCAACGGCUGUUGGGCAGUGGCGCCAGGAUAGCGGAUGGAGACAAGGCGGACUGGUACUACAUCCCCAUCCGCCAGCGCAUGACGGCGGACUCGCGCUUCCUGAGUGAGGCGGUCGCUUACAUCAGCGCCACCUACCCCUGGUGGAACCGCACAGGCGGCUCGCGCCACUUUGUCAUUCACACAGGUGACCUGGGCGCGGAUGAGACGCAGCUGGGGGCCCGGCUGCAGGCGCCCAACAUCACGUGGCUCACACACUGGGGCCUGACAAUGGACAAAGUGUUCUCCGGCUGGAAGAAGGCACACCGGCCAGACAAGGACGUGGUCAUCCCGGUGUUCCUGACGCCCGGCCACUUCAAGCACUUUGGUCUGGAGCGCACGCCGCUGCACCCGCUCAUGGACAAGCAGGAGCGCACCACCACAUUCUUCUUCGCGGGUCGCAUCUGUGGCGACCGGAAGCCGCCCAAGACUGGCUCCUGGCCCAACUGCGGCCCGCGCAGCCCCGGCUACAGCGCGGGCGUGAGGCAGCUGGUCCACCACCACCACUGGGACCGCCCGGGCUUCAAGGUGGUGCUGCAUGAGCCCAACUACGGCGCCGCGCUGGGCUCGUCCAAGUUCUGUCUGGCGCCGCUGGGCGGAGGGCACGGCCAGCGCCAGAUCAUCGUGUCGUUCAUGGGCUGCCUGCCGGUGUGCAUCGCGGACGACGUGUACGAGCCGUUUGAGCCGCAGUACAACUGGACCCAGUUCGGCGUGCGGCCGGCGGAGUCCGACAUCCCGGAGCUGCACACCAUACUGGAGUCCGUCUCCGCCAAGGAGUACGCGGCGAAGCAGCGCGCGCUGCGCUGUGCCGCGCAACACUUUGUGUACAGCAGCAUUGUGGGCGGCUUGUUUGGCGAGGACGGCCGAUAUGACGCCUUCGAGACCACACUGGAGGUCCUGAGGGUCAAGGCGGAGCACCCGGACGCGGCCCCGGAGACCUACCGGCAGAUUGACGAGGACUUUGACGCGUUCAUGGACUGCCGCGACCCGCCCAGGUGGAAGGCGGCAGCGCCCGCGCCACACCUGUGGGGGCUGGAGGACGAGGAGGAAGAUGGGGAAGGGGAGGGCGAGGGCGAAGAGGUGGAGAAGGGGAGUGGUGCACAUCGUGUACAGAAUGGGGCCGAGUGGGCCGUCGCGAAGGAGCAGAUGACAAUGCCAGGGAGGAGACCGGCACCGCUGCUGCUGGUCGCACUGGUUUGGGCCCUGGGCUGCCAGCUGCGGGUGAAUGCUUUCUUCUUCCGUAGCAAGCCAGCACCCAAGCAGCACCCGGAGCAUCCUGCCCCGGCGCUCGCUAGGGCACCGGCCCCGGCGGCCGCUGUCGGCGUGCCCUUCACGCCCGGCGUGAGCAGGUGCCCGGCCAACUGCAGUCGUUUCGGCAGCUGCAAUGAGGAGACUGGGAGCUGCGACUGCUUGCGCAACCGCAUGGGUCCCGACUGCGGCCGCAAGCUGAUGCGGCCGGGCAUGCUGCAGCGCUGUCAGGACAUGGGCUACAAGGAUGUCAAGGAAUGCCUGGCCAAGGACCAGCUUUGUGUGAACGCAUGCAACAACCGCUGCCGGCGCAACUACUACCCCUCGGUGAAGGAGUGCACCACGUCGGAGCUCAGCUGCCUGAACAACUGCAACAAGCGGGGGACGUGCGUCUCUGGCUGGUGCCACUGCAAGCCAGGCUUCUUCGGAGCUGAUUGCUCGCUGUCACUGGACGCGGAGGGCAAGCCGGAGCUGCUGGCGGGCACGGGAUACGCCACACGCGCCAAGCGGCCCUGGGUGUAUGUGUACGAGUUGCCCCCCGACCUGACUACGUGGACCAACACAAAGCGCUUGGACCGGUCGACCCACAUCCACUUUUACCAACGGCUGUUGGGCAGUGGCGCCAGGAUAGCGGAUGGAGACAAGGCGGACUGGUACUACAUCCCCAUCCGCCAGCGCAUGACGGCGGACUCGCGCUUCCUGAGUGAGGCGGUCGCUUACAUCAGCGCCACCUACCCCUGGUGGAACCGCACAGGCGGCUCGCGCCACUUUGUCAUUCACACAGGUGACCUGGGCGCGGAUGAGACGCAGCUGGGGGCCCGGCUGCAGGCGCCCAACAUCACGUGGCUCACACACUGGGGCCUGACAAUGGACAAAGUGUUCUCCGGCUGGAAGAAGGCACACCGGCCAGACAAGGACGUGGUCAUCCCGGUGUUCCUGACGCCCGGCCACUUCAAGCACUUUGGUCUGGAGCGCACGCCGCUGCACCCGCUCAUGGACAAGCAGGAGCGCACCACCACAUUCUUCUUCGCGGGUGACCUGGGCGCGGAUGAGACGCAGCUGGGGGCCCGGCUGCAGGCGCCCAACAUCACGUGGCUCACACACUGGGGCCUGACAAUGGACAAAGUGUUCUCCGGCUGGAAGAAGGCACACCGGCCAGACAAGGACGUGGUCAUCCCGGUGUUCCUGACGCCCGGCCACUUCAAGCACUUUGGUCUGGAGCGCACGCCGCUGCACCCGUUCAUGGACAAGCAGGAGCGCACCACCACAUUCUUCUUCGCGGGUCGCAUCUGUGGCGACCGGAAGCCGCCCAAGACUGGCUCCUGGCCCAAUUGCGGCCCGCGCAGCCCCGGCUACAGCGCGGGCGUGAGGCAGCUGGUCCACCACCACCACUGGGACCCCCCGGGCUUCAAGGUGGUGCUGCAUGAGCCCAACUACGGCGCCGCGCUGGGCUCGUCCAAGUUCUGUCUGGCGCCGCUGGGCGGAGGGCACGGCCAGCGCCAGAUCAUCGUGUCGUUCAUGGGCUGCCUGCCGGUGUGCAUCGCGGACGACGUGUACGAGCCGUUUGAGCCGCAGUACAACUGGACCCAGUUCGGCGUGCGGCCGGCGGAGUCCGACAUCCCGGAGCUGCACACCAUACUGGAGUCCGUCUCCGCCAAGGAGUACGCGGCGAAGCAGCGCGCGCUGCGCUGUGCCGCGCAACACUUUGUGUACAGCAGCAUUGUGGGCGGCUUGUUUGGCGAGGACGGCCGAUAUGACGCCUUCGAGACCACACUGGAGGUCCUGAGGGUCAAGGCGGAGCACCCGGACGCGGCCCCGGAGACCUACCGGCAGAUUGACGAGGACUUUGACGCGUUCAUGGACUGCCGCGACCCGCCCAGGUGGAAGGCGGCAGCGCCCGCGCCACACCUGUGGGGGCUGGAGGACGAGGAGGAAGAUGGGGAAGGGGAGGGCGAGGGCGAAGAGGUGGAGAAGGGGAGUGGGCGAGCCAAUGGGAGCGAAGUAAAGCCUGGGAGAGGGAGAGGAAAGGAGGGCGGUGGGAAGGCGGGGCGGAAGGGCGGGUGGCUAGGGAAGGUGUUGGGGCGGAGCUUGUUAGGUGGUGAUGAGGGGGCGAAAGUCGACAGCGCAGGCGAGCAGGGCGGGGGCUGGGUGAACCCAUUGUGUAGUCAUAGCAUGAUGGACCGCAAAUGGAAUCCGUGCGAGCGUUUUGUGCAGGGCGCAUCGAAGACGCACAUGAUCCCAGGUGGCAUCAUGUGCGCAAAAACUAGGCACAACCUGGCUGAGUGCCCGCGCAUCUGGCUGUAGCUUCUCCCGAAUUAACUGCAGUACGGUGGGCGAAUCGACGGGCUGACAGGCAGUACCAGGACUGUGAUGUAUCGGCAAGGGCGGAUAAAGCUUUGGUCUUGUAACGUGUAAGCGCCCAUGAAC